Messenger RNA from Macrosiphum euphorbiae (potato aphid), 438 nucleotides. Lineage: Eukaryota; Metazoa; Arthropoda; Insecta; Hemiptera; Aphididae. The record is from the annotation of a GenBank genome assembly.
AUGGCCGAUACAACACCUGAUUUGUCACAUACAGAUAGGCUAUCAGUAGUUGUAAGGUUCGUCAAUAAUGAAGGUACAGCAGAAGAAAGAUUAAUAGAAGUCCGUGAAUCCUUAAAUAAGACUGGCGUAGGAAUGGCAAAUAAUAUAUUAGACACUUUGCAAAAGAAUGAGUUGGAUCCUGAUAAUCUUGUUUUUCAGUCGUAUGAUUUUGCCAGCAGUAUGUCUGGAGUAUUUAAUGGCGCACAACAAAAAUUAACUGAAAUAUUAGGUAGAAAAAUACCUUACAUUCCAUGUCAGGCUCAUAGAAUAAACACAUUCAUUGAACAUGGAUGUGAAGCUAGUAUUAUUAUAUCCGAUAUGUUUUCAGUAAUGCAAGAACUAUGUAUUUUUUUCUUCGAGUACAAAACGAUAUUCACCAUUAUUGAACAAACUAGUUGA